AUGACUUCUCGACCUGGCCCGGGGAUUCACGAAUCUCUACAGAACCGAGGCAGCGGUGUGCCUCCUCGGACCCAGGCCCAGCGGCGGGCCUCCAAGCCCGCCCAUACUCUCCUUCAUCCCGACUGCAUCGAUCCCGCCCUGGACGACGAACGCCCAGCCGCCCACCAUGCCGCCCACGACGCCGCAUGUCCACCACCAAGAGGGCGUCCCCCGCUCUUCUACACUACAAUUGCACAAUAUCCUCUCGACUUUCACCCCCACGGCCUACCAUACCAGCCGUCUGUGAACCUUCCCGUGCCCCCAAGGCCCGGCCUGGUGCAUCUAAGAGACGCCGCUCACCAGCGCCGCAUCCUACCCGGUGGUAGUGGUGUCAAAGAUGCACCCAAGUCUGGAGCACCUGAGGUCAUUGUUCCGCCAGUCUAUUUUCCUGGUGGAAAGCCUGCCGACCUGUUUCCGUGGACCGGCAACAAUGCCGAGGACAACCUGACGGAGACGCUAGUCAAGGCCGGUGUCAGCAAUAAGCCCCAGAUCAUGAACGAGUCUAAUACCGCCCGCCCCUCGUUGAUCAACAACCUCAAGAACAAGUCUGGACUCAGUACCCUGUCGACUCUCUUCGUCGCUGUGCUGGAAAAGCGGCAACAGACCGGUCGGCUGCAGACACCCAACACCUUCAAGCCGCCUCCACGACUAACCCUCCGAGAUUCGACCCGUGAGCAAUGGCUACACGACCUUGCUAACCCAAACACUGGUCUCCGUAGGCUCAGUCGCACCAUCCCUCACGGCCUCACGGGCAAGGUGCUGCUAGAGCAAUGUCUCAACAAGAACAUACCGCUGCCGCGAGCCCUGUGGCUGGCCAAGUGCGUCGGUAUCAAUGAGCUGCGUGCUCACAAGAGGAAAGGACAGGCUGGUACUGUGACAUGGGGAAGAGGCUGGACCAGCUCGGUAGAGCAGUUUAUAGACGGCGUCAUCGGCACCAUAGGCCAAGGUGACUGGAAACCCCGCAUUACCUAUGCUCUCCAACUCGCCACCCAUCUCUACAAAGAGCACCUCCUCGACGACGACCACUUUCUCGACUGGAUAGUCGAUGGCUUGGGCUCAUGUCCCUCCGAGCGCUUGUUCAUCUGGCUCCUGAUUGUCUCCGUCUCACAUUACUGGGCAGAUGUUUCGUGCUGUCGUCGGCGCGGCAGGCGUCUUGCUGAAUCAUUACUCAACCAACUCGACAAGAUCUACCGAGUAGAGGAUGUGAAUCCAUACCUAGCCGUUUUGCACUACCUGGAGAAUACCGUCAUCAGGCUAAUCGCAACAAUACCGGCCUGUCUACUGCUUCCGACCGCCUGGGCAAAAUACAGUCCCCUUCUAGUGCAGCUUGCUGAAAGAAGGAACCAUCCACAUGUGACGCAAGCCGUCCGGCGACUCGAGCAAAGAAACAGUAGGCUACUACAAUCCUCGAAAAACCUUCCAUCUGCCUCACAGACACCAGCUGGCCGUGUCUACCGAAUUCUAGACUCUGUCGACUACAACAGGCCUGUUCGUAUCGAGGACCUGUCUCUUGAUUGCAUGGAAGUCGUUGCGGAUGCCCCACGGCUAAUCGACAUCCUGCUCCGCUGGGCGUGCUCGUGUUACCGAGAAGGGUCGCACCGGAUUUACUUGGCUACCCGGUUGCUGCGUAAAUGGGCGCAUCUUGGCGCUGACGUGUACGAUGGCAUCCUGUCGCAUUUUCACGAAUUGACCUGGGUUGCUACUGGCGAAUCAAGCAUCCUCUUCAAAAUCGUCGCCGAACUGGUUCGCUCCAAAACUUUUGCAACUGGGCGUUACCUCCAAUGGCUGAUUGCUACUGGGUCUAUCGGGCACAGCACCGAUCUGUCUUCUCCAACCGCCUGGGCAUUGCGUCUAAUAACAGAGAUACCCCUCACCGGACUACCGGAGCAAAUCCGACUCUUACGAAGCACCCUCUUACGUGGAACCAUACAUUCAGCCGAACAGGAACAACACGCUCUUUGCUAUGUCGAACAUAUGAUAUCUCAGAGUUUGCCUGCCUUGUUUGGCCACUGUAAUGCCGCGACCAGAUUGAACGAAUCGGAGCUGGACAAACUCAGUUCAACUGUGAAGCUUGAGCUCGGUAUCUGGUUACGCCAACAUGUUGCUCAGUAUGCUGAAGUCAACCAGCACGUACCCACCAAAGACCCGUCCGUUGAAGAGACCGCCGCAGUAUCUUUGUUGACACCAUUGGACUUUCAUGUCGUGAGAUCCUAUCUUGAGCGUUUCGGAGAUCUUGCAAUACUUGCAGAUAUUGUUGGUAUUGCGAUUUCUUCCCUGGACCCAGGUGUUCUUGCUGCUGCCGCGGACACUCUCAAUUAUCACUCCAAGUCAUUUCGCGCUAUCGGUGCCUUCGACCCUCUAUAUACCCGAAUCGCAGCGAGAUAUCUCGCCUUGCGGACAGUCCGAUACCCCGAUCGCGAGUUGCUACUCAGUCUCUCCAAUCUGACUCGCCCGACACAAGCUGACAGUCAACUUUCACAACUUCUCAGCUAUGACUUGGGCCAGCUCACCCAGAGAAAUUCGCUUGCUGCCUGCUCGCCGGCCUCGGACAACAUGGGUGAGGUCAUGCAGACAGGUUCCUCCUCCGAUGACGAGAUCGAGCGCAUACUCUCUAGUGGUAACAGUAUGGAUCAGCAAAUGAUGAGUCGAGUACUCCGCAAGAUUGUAGGCAACCUAGAAGAGCAUGCCGCAAAGGGCUCUGUGCAGUUGAACAAUCAGCAUGCUUGGUUCCAUCGACUGCGCUGCUUUGAUGAGUCGACAUUUGACAUGGUCGUCAAUGAAUGGUUGAUUUUAAGCUUGAUGGCUCAAAGGACUGAAACUCUGCGAGUGGCCUUGCCUACUCUAGUUGGUUCUGGCUGCAUCGCACUGUCUUCUUUUCUGGACGCGAUCCGAGCAUGUGUUGCAAAGUUCAAGACCAACCCAUCCGAGGGUGGUUUCCGAAGCGCCCUCAAGGGUAUGCACAUCAUUCUGCCGUCUGAGACACUGGUACAGUGUUGCUCACCACAAGACGCUUACCGAUAUCGCCUCGAACAGCGAAGGUUAUGCAUGGCAGCAGAAAGCCGCUUUACGCAUUGUAUCAGUGAGAUGAUCGGGCUCGGCUCAAUGUUGUCUUCUCAAAAGGUUCAUGCGCAACUGUCACAUCUGCUCUGCAGCAAGCCAGUGCUGUUCCUCUUGAAACAUCACAUCAUUACUGACCCAGGAUACCUAUCCAAGCUGAACACUGAUGCAUCAAGCCAUUACUUCAAGCAGUCGCUGGAUAUUCUCCUUGAUCCUAACAGUCACCUGCGGCUAUCGGAAAAGGACCCCGAAAAUCGUAUAGUCUCGGUGUUUGCACUUGCUAGCGAGCUGUCCUUGCCCAUCUGCCAAGCGGCCCUCGAACAGAUCUUCUCUUCUGGUGUCGCAUCGCCUGGGAGUUCCCACGAGACACUGUCUGCUACUCUUCUUAGUGCCAUCAGGACAGCAGUAGAGGAAGAUCAGCCAUCAGGCUUGGAGCUUCUUGCUAGUCUAGACGCGGCUCUGACUGAGCAAAUACGGCAACACGCGGAACGUGAGCUCAUCUCCGCAUCGACCUUCUUGACCAUACCUUCCAAUGUGAAGGCAGAUGAGUUUGAACUUGUCUCACCGACAGUCAUACAGAAGUUCCUUACAGUAAUCGAUCUGACUUCAAGUAAGCGCACUGACACCACGGAUCAGUCUGCUUUGCUUCAAGCCUUGAUCGAAAGGUUCAAAGGCAUUGCUCAGGCUCUCGACAACAACAGACUAUCCAUCUUGGACGUGUAUGCUUGGUUAAGCGCGCUCCUUCGCCUGGUGGUAUCGCAUGCUUCGGCCAUGCUGAGCAACGCCACACAUCCCCACCAGACUGCCAUGAUGAGUGCCAUGGCAGCUCUACUCACCCACCAAUCCUUGGAGCUUUAUCCCACGAUUACUGAACAUAUCUUCGAUGUAACGGUGUAUCUUUCUGACUAUAUCUCGGACGAUGUUCGAUUCCACGUUACUCGUCUUGAAGGUAUGAAGCUUGCGAACGACUCUCGCUGUGUUUUCAUUCUAGGUGUGACUGCGCCUGUCGAUGGCUGGCUGGUCCUGGCGAAACCCGUUAGCACUCCUAUGAACCAAGUAACAUCCCAGCCACCAACGCCGGCACCUCUCCAAACGCAGUCAACACCAUACCAAAGUCCACAGUCGUCUGCAGCCGGGUCUGCAACACCUCAACAGCGCUACAUGAAUCAACAGCAGCAGCAACAACAGCGACAACAGCAAUUGCAAGCCGCCCAACAGGUUCAACACAUGCGCGCAUCCCAACAAUAUCACCAGCAUCCACAAAACAAGAUGCUCCCGGUCCAACUCCAACGAACGCCUUCGAGUCAAGCCUCUCCAUCUCCGCUCUCGCAAAUGCAGCAAAUGCAACAGAUGCAACAGCGCGCCAUGCAACCUUCGCUUGCCUACUCACAACGGCCGACUCCUGCAGCGGGUCAGGUUCAUAUGGGUAGUCAAGGGCAGAUGGGUGGUCAAGCGCCAGGGAAGCCGCAAAUGCGGCAAGAAAGGGACGUACGAUACUACCCUUUCGUUCAACCCAGGUGGGAGAUCUUGGCUGAGAGCUCUGGCAAUCCGACUGGAAACGAGACUGCAAUCAACUUGAGUCUUUUCGGUGCGCGCAAGGUAUGA
This is a messenger RNA of Pyrenophora tritici-repentis Pt-1C-BFP, 4701 nucleotides long. RefSeq lists its product as uncharacterized. Gene Ontology annotation, biological process: regulation of transcription by RNA polymerase II. NCBI's taxonomy places the organism in Eukaryota, Fungi, Ascomycota, Dothideomycetes, Pleosporales, Pleosporaceae. Gene Ontology annotation, cellular component: mediator complex. Gene Ontology annotation, molecular function: transcription coregulator activity. The record is from RefSeq and is a predicted model, not a curated record.